Messenger RNA from Paralichthys olivaceus (Japanese flounder), 4180 nucleotides. The record is from RefSeq and is a predicted model, not a curated record. Lineage: Eukaryota; Metazoa; Chordata; Actinopteri; Pleuronectiformes; Paralichthyidae.
CCAGCCGAGGGAGUAUAAAGACCCCCACAGAGCUCAGGUCUCUUAAGAGACUGAGCCACUUUCAGUUGACUGUCUUCAUCUUCACCUGGUGGAUCACUGGACAGACUCAUCUUCAUAUCUGGCAGUUUACCCCUUGAUUGACCUAUCGCUGCCGACACUUAUAUCAUCAGCAUGCAUGGGUUAGCAGCGUGGAGCUGGUUGUUGCUGUGUUGUGGAGCAGCAUGCGUGUCUGGGAUGAGGAGAGAGUACUUUCUCAGGAUGGAGGAGGUGUUGUGGAACUAUGCCCCAAGUGGCAUGAACAUCAUCCAUAACCGCACCGUGGAGGCGGACGAAGAAGCCUCUGUUUUUCUAAAGCGAGGCCCCCAGCGGAUCGGCUCCACCUACAAGAAGGCUGUUUAUAAGCAGUACAGCGAUGCCACCUACAGGACACAGGUGGAAAAGCCGGACUGGCUGGGCUACUUGGGACCUCUGCUGAUGGCCGAGGAGGGAGACACGCUGAUCAUCCACCUGAAGAACAGCGCAUCCAGACCUUACAGCAUCCACGCACAUGGACUGAACUACAGCAAGGGCAACGAGGGAGCCCUCUACCCAGAUGGAACAGGUCCAGAGCUGAAGCAUGACGACUCUGUGGCUCCUGGUGCAUCCAUGACCUACGAGUGGACCCUCUCUCACUACCACAGCCCAACAUCUGAGGACAGCAACUGUCUGACCAGAUUCUACCACUCUCAUGUCGCCGCUCCAAAAGACAUCAACUCAGGACUUAUAGGACCCAUCAUUAUCUGUAAAACAGGAACCCUGGACUUGCAUGGCGACAAGUCAGGCGACUACCUGUACGCGCUGCUGUUCAUGGUGUCGGACGAGAACUUCAGCUGGUACCUGGACGAAAACAUCAAGACGUACAUCACGAAUCCAGCCAGAGACCUGAAGGAGGACGAAGAUUUCAUUGAAAGCAACAAGAUGCAUGGUAUAAACGGUCUUCUGUACGGUAACCUGCCAGGACUGAGCAUGUGUCAAGGCAACAAGAUUCACUGGCACAUGUUUGCAUUAGGGAACGAGGUGGACAUACACUCAGUUCAUUUCCACGGGCAGAUCCUGACCACUCAGAACCACCACACAGACACGGUCAGUCUUUCCCCGGGCUCCAGCUUGGUGGCUGAGAUGGUCGCAGACAACCCCGGACACUGGCUGCUGACGUGCACGGUCAACGACCAUCUGAACGGUGAGCUCACACACAAGGUCGCUCAGGAAAGAAAUGUUUCUCAGCACUGUGUGGAAGCUAAAAUGGUUUUGUGUUACAUGUGUGUGUUUUUGUGUGUGUGCAGUGAGGCAGAUAUGUUUGUAACCAGAGGUCCAAACCGCAUUGGAAGCCGCUACAAGAAGGUUCGCUACGUGGAAUACACUGACGACACCUUCCUCACAAAGAUGCUACGCACCCCACAAGAGCAACACCUUGGAAUUCUGGGUCCUGUGCUGCGAGCUGAAGAGAAGGACACGAUCAAGGUGGUCUUCAAGAACAAAGCCAGCCGACCGUACUCCAUACAAGCACACGGUGUUCAGUACAACAUAGAACAGGAUGGGACGCUCUAUCACAAUGAACUGGAAGAGUCUUAUACAGCCAAGAAACUGAGGGAGCUGAGGAGGGAGACAAGAGUAGUGACUCCUCCACCAGCUGCUCUGGUCAGACCUGGGACGGUGUACACCUACGAGUGGAUGGUGCCGGUGGGUGCUGGUCCGGUUCAGGGGGAGGCCGACUGUCUCACGUACCUCUACUACUCUGGAGUGGACCCUGUUAAAGACACCAACUCAGGACUCGCGGGACCCCUCCUGGUCUGUCGACAGGGAUCACUGAGAAAAGGAGUACAGAAAAACUAUCAGAAGGAGUUCCACCUCAUGGCCACGGUGUUUGACGAGAACCUGAGCUGGUACCUGGAUGACAACAUCAAGACCCUCACCACACCUGCCACCUCUGUAAACAAGGAGGAUGAGGGCUUCAUGGAGAGCAACAAGAUGCACGCCAUCAAUGGGUUUGUGUACAGGAACCUCCCCGGCCUGACCAUGUGCAAGGGGGAUAAAGUAACGUGGCACCUGUCGGGACUCGGCUCGGAGUCGGACAUCAACAGCCUUUACUUCCAGGGAAACCGCUUCCUCUAUCGCCAGAACAGACGAGACUCCAUCAGUGUUUUCCCUCACAUCUCGCACACUGUCACGAUGGAGCCGGACAGCAUGGGUCACUUUGAGGUGGUGUCUCCUACAGUGAUACAUUAUCAAGGCGGCAUGAGAGCCAACUACACCGUAGAGAAGUGCAGCUUUUUACAGCGUCAGGGUGAGAUUAUGCUCCACUCAAAAACAUUCUACAUCGCUGCCAUGGAAACAGACUGGGACUACUCACCCAACCGCACCUGGGAGAACGAGAUGUUCCAAAACCACGAAAACCCCGCCCCUGUCUUCCUGGACCAGCAGGGUGGAUUCAUCGGCUCCCGUUACAAGAAGGUGGUGUACCGCCAGUUCACCAACAACAAAUUCACCACGCAGGUGGAGAGAGCGGCCGAUAUGAAACACCUGGGAGUUAUGGGUCCGAUGAUUCAUGCUGAUGUUGGGGACAAAGUGAAUGUGGUUUUUAAGAACAUGGCGUCCAGACCUUAUUCUAUCCACGCCCAUGGAGUCAAGACAGAGACCCCUGACGUCUACCACACCAAACCAGGUGAGACUCACACUUACACCUGGUACGUUACGAAGAACACGGGCCCCACCACAGAGCAGGAGGAUUGUUCUGUGUCAGCCUACUACUCCACUGUGGAUGUUGUCAAGGAUCUGUACAGCGGGCUGAUUGGUUCGCUGGUGAUUUGUCGCCGUAGCUGGGGCAGGACUCUGGGACUAAAGAAAGAAGUAGAAGAGUUCGCUCUGCUUUUCCUGGUUUUUGAUGAGAAUGAAAGCUGGUACCUGGAUGAAAACAUCAGGACCCACAUCAGGAACCCUCGCACAAAUUUGAAGGAAGAUGAAACUUUUAUUGAGAGCAACAAGAUGCACGCCAUUAAUGGCUACGUGUACGGUAACCUGAAUGGUUUGAACAUGGAGGUGGGGGAUAAGGUGUACUGGUACCUGAUUGGAAUGGGCAGUGAGGUGGACAUACACACAGUACACUGGCACGGACAUAGUGUGCAAUACAAGUUGGGCGGAGGUCCUCACACCACUGAUGUGUUCCAGUUGUUUCCAGCAACAUUCCAGACAGUCAAGAUGCGUCCUGAGAUUCCUGGUAGCUGGCUGCUCCACUGUCACGUCAAUGAUCACAUUAAAGCUGGUAUGGAGGCCAUGUACACUGUCACUGAGAAAGUGAAGAAGAGGGGAUUCAUAGGCUGAACUGUCAAGGAAAAUAAAUCCAUAUUAAAAAAAACAUCAAGCUAUUACUGCAGCAAAUCCAAUAAAAACAUGUAAUAUAUUCAGUCUAAUAUGAAGAGUAACACCCUGCCUCCUCCAUGUUAGUGGAUAGAAUAUGGACAAAACAAAGAAGUGAAAUAACUUUGGCUCCUUCCCCCGACUGUAACUUUGCAGACUAUGGCCCCGGAUGACAUCUUCAAUGCAAGAUGGCAGCUUUUGUAUUGAAGACAUUUUGGCUUAAUCCUUCGUGGGAGGAAGUGAAGACAAGUCGUCCAUCUUUAUAAAAAAGUGUACGUUUUUUAUAAAGAUGGACAACUUGUCUUCUUUUGGGUCGGUCGUCUCACUGCGUCUGUGUAAAUGGACAAAAUGCAGUGAAAGUGAAAAAUAAAUAGAGAGAAAGGGGGGUUCUUACAGCACAGUAAUCAACUCUUUUCUGCAAAAUAGCCAAAGCUACUGUGCGAGUUUGAAUCUAACUAGCAUUUUUAAAGUCACACAGCGUUUUCCCGACUUGAUUUGCCUCCUCAGUCAUGCUCAGCUUCAUCAGCUCCACCCCUCCCCACGUUCCCUCGUCCUUGCUCACUUUGACCUGCUUCACACUGGACUCUCUGCACAAGUACCUGGACUCUGGAUUUCCCUCCUCUGCGCUGUGGUUUUUUAGUUUGUGGUCUGUUGUGGUUAGUCACAUUAUUUGCAUUUUCACCCAUGUACAUAGCUUACUGUUUCUUGUAUUCUUAAUUCUUGUAAUAAUUAACAUUGUUGAAUUUUACUACAUGUGUCUUGGUAAAUAUAAAGCUGAAACCUGUAA